Molecule: messenger RNA, 1876 nt
Organism: Suncus etruscus (white-toothed pygmy shrew)
Lineage: Eukaryota; Metazoa; Chordata; Mammalia; Eulipotyphla; Soricidae
Gene: DNASE1L2
Product: deoxyribonuclease 1 like 2
Exons: 7
Coding region: 799-1635 (278 amino acids)
Biological process (GO): DNA catabolic process
Cellular component (GO): nucleus
Molecular function (GO): DNA nuclease activity
Source: RefSeq, a predicted model, not a curated record
UUCUACCAGGGCUGGCGGCACUGUGGCGGUGUGUGGGAGGCCUGGCAUGCGGACGGGCAGCCUCCUGCUGCCUACAGAAGCCGCUUCACAGUUUGCACAGGAGGUGAAGGGGCGCUGUGGGCUGGCACCAUGUUUGGGGUCCUGGGGAGAUGCGUGAGGGAGAACAUCUGGAGAUGGGCAGGCCUGGUUAGAGCUUGUCUUUCAGGAUUGGCUGCUUCAUUCCCAUGGGCCCGGUUCCAGGAGAAAGAUCCCAGUGACCUAGUUAGAGGGGUGGGACAGGAACGAGGCCUGGACCAGGGGCAGGGGUGAUCCUCUCCCCUUCUUGCCUCAUUCCUUGGGGGCUGUGCAGGGAUGUCUGAGUGCUCUUCUCAAAGCAGCCAGGGAAUAUGCUGGCCCGAGGGGACCCCUGCUGCCUGGCACCCCCGCCCAGUCUCCUGGGAAUGGGAGACCAGGAAUGCCCAGUCUAUUUUGGUUGAGGGGCGGGACCUGUACAGCUGGCCCCUCCCUGAGCAGGGCCUCAAAUACUGCCUGGCAGUGCCCGAGAUGCUGCCAGUGGGGCCCCGGCGGAGUUGGGAACAAGGUCUACACCUGGAUCUCAGCCAGGUGAGAGGCAGGCUGGUGUCUGGGUGGGGGCGGCUGGAACCUUGUCUCUCUGGGAGAUGGUCUCCCCAGUAGGCCUGAGAACAGCCAGUGGAGACAUGGAGGGCGAUGGGGGGGAUGUACCUUAGACAUAGCCUGAGCUCCGGAGGGUGAGGGCGGAGCUCACUGGGUCUGCCCCUCCAGCCCAGGCUCCUUGCCAUGGGUGGGCCCCAGGUACUACUGGCAGCGCUCUGGGUGCUGGGGGCAGCCAGGGCGGCUGCACUGCGCGUUGGAGCCUUCAACAUCCAGAGUUUCGGCGACAGCAAAGUGUCUGACCCAGACUGUGGCGACAUCAUUGCACAAAUCCUAGCCGGCUAUGACAUAACGCUGGUGCAGGAAGUGCGGGAUCCGGACCUGAGCGCUGUGGUUCAGCUCAUGGAGCAGAUCAACAGCAAGUCCAAACACGAGUACGGCUUUCUGAGCAGUGAGCCCCUGGGCCGUGAGCAGUACAAGGAAAUGUAUCUGUUUGUGUACAGGAAGGACGCGGUUUCUGUCCUGGACUCCUACCAAUAUUCGGAUCCCGAGGAUGUCUUCAGCCGGGAACCUUUCGUGGUCAAGUUCUCGGUCCCUGGCACAGUGGCCAAAGAGCUGAUUCUGGUCCCGCUGCAUGCAGCGCCGCACCAAGCAGUAGUGGAGAUUGACGCUCUGUAUGAUGUGUACCUGGAUGUGAUUGACAAGUGGGGCACCGACGACAUGCUCUUCUUGGGUGACUUCAAUGCUGACUGCAGCUACGUUCGCGCACAUGACUGGGCAGGCAUUCGCCUGCGCAGUAGCGAGAUCUUCAAGUGGCUCAUCCCGGACAGCGCGGAUACCACAGUGGGCAAAUCGGACUGCGCCUAUGACCGCAUUGUGGUGUGCGGGGCCCACCUGCGGAAGAGCCUGGUGCCACAUUCGGCCUUGGUACACAACUUCCAGGAGGCAUAUGGCCUGGAUCAAGCUGGGGCUCUUGCUGUCAGUGAUCACUAUCCUGUGGAGGUGACCCUCAAAUCUCACUGAUGUGGGCAGCACCUGCAGACUGCCGUGAGGAAGGCCCCACGAGCAAGACAGGAUGAUGGGCCACCCACUUUCAGGCUGCAGGGCGGGACAGCUGGGCUGGACUCAUGGCCCUGGACACAUUGGGGUCACCGGGGCCUUAUCCCCACCAUGUGCACGCUGGACUCUGACGCUCACAUCCAAGGCUGUGAGGAACAUGGGGUGGCUCAGCCCAAUAAACACGAGCAGGCCUCACUAGGACCAA